Entrophospora sp. SA101 is the source of this 735-nucleotide messenger RNA. NCBI's taxonomy places the organism in Eukaryota, Fungi, Glomeromycota, Glomeromycetes, Entrophosporales, Entrophosporaceae. The record is from the annotation of a GenBank genome assembly.
AUGAGACUUCGACUUCGAAAUAAAGACCAAGUACACAUUAUCACUAGUUUGAACGAGAAAUCGAAAAUGAUAGAAUUAAGACAAGAAAUUCAACGAAUCAACGGAGUUUCACCAGCAUAUCAAGAGUUGAAAACAGGAUUUCCUCCAAAAGUAUGCGGUGCUAAUGAUGAAGUAACAUUAGAGUCAGCAGGAAUACAAAAUGGAGAUCUUAUUCUUCUUACAGAUUUAACACCACCACCAACUGCUGCUGCUGCUAUUACUAAUAGAAAUUUGAAUUCAUCGAAAAUUACCGCUACUGGUGAUGAUUCUACUACUAUGAGUAAAGAUGCCGUUAUAUCGUCUCCAGUAGAAAAUGGUUAUGCUGUUCUAAGGGAAAUGGCAGAUGAUAAUUCAUGUUUAUUCCGUGCAAUUGAAGUUGCACAGAAAUUAAGACAGAAUCCUGUAACUUAUUCUGACAUUAUCUUGGGAAAAUCACGCAAUGAGUAUUGUAAAUGGAUUGCACAGAAGAAUAGUUGGGGAGGUGCAAUAGAAAUUCGUAGCGUAGAUGUAGGAACAGGAAGAAUUGAUAAAUACGAUUAUGAUGCAGUUGCCUUAACUCCCAUGAUUAGUGCUGAUAAAGAUUAUGAUCAAACAAUUUUUGAAAUUUCUGACCAAUCAAUUCUAAAUGGAGCAAUUAGCAUUGCAAAUAAAAUGAAAAAGCUUCACAAGUAUACAUAUACACCGAAUGUUACUUGA